CGCGGGGCGAGACCGAGCGCGCAGUUCUCCGUCUCUUCGCCACACGUUCGUUCGCGAUUUUCGUUCGCUCGAAGAUUGAGAUCGGCUCAGAUAUCGAAACGCGUCGCGUGAUCUUCUGAGCGCUAAUAGAUAUGGGCUUCAGUGCCGGCGCAACGUUGCGCUAUAACGUAUGAGGGGACUGACAGGAGGACUAGGACCUGGAGUGACGUGACAGUGAAACGGGGACCCUCAAAUUAUGUGUAUGACGGAUUGAGCAGUGCAGUGACCGACCGUUUAAUAUUGUCCUCUAGUCCCCCUAGUGAUUGUUAUUGAACACUGUGAGACGAAAGUCUCAACCACGGCAGCAAAAUUGAGCUGGAGUUGCAACGGUCCGCCGGCCACUUUAUGAGAGCCGGCGGCAAUAUGUGCGACGGCUCCUUCCCCGAAGCUCUCCGCAUGAGCGUUCAGGGGAUGACGGGUACAUCUCCACCGGGUAGUGUCAGUCACAUGGCAGUAGCGGGCCUCGCGGGGGGUAGUGCACUCGGUUCGGCAGGCAAGAAGAUGCAGGCGGAGCACAUCAAACGGCCCAUGAACGCUUUCAUGGUUUGGUCACGAUUACAACGACGGAAGAUUGCGCAAGAAAAUCCGAAGAUGCACAAUAGCGAAAUUUCCAAGAGACUCG
Temnothorax curvispinosus is the source of this 661-nucleotide messenger RNA. RefSeq names its product transcription factor SOX-1-like. Lineage: Eukaryota; Metazoa; Arthropoda; Insecta; Hymenoptera; Formicidae. The record is from RefSeq and is a predicted model, not a curated record. The transcript is spliced from 2 exons. Gene Ontology annotation, molecular function: DNA-binding transcription factor activity, RNA polymerase II-specific; RNA polymerase II cis-regulatory region sequence-specific DNA binding. Gene Ontology annotation, biological process: anatomical structure morphogenesis; regulation of DNA-templated transcription; cell differentiation. The annotation marks the transcript as partial.